This is a messenger RNA of Drosophila sulfurigaster albostrigata, 1208 nucleotides long. RefSeq lists its product as uncharacterized. Lineage: Eukaryota; Metazoa; Arthropoda; Insecta; Diptera; Drosophilidae. The record is from RefSeq and is a predicted model, not a curated record. The transcript is spliced from 3 exons. The coding region runs from base 208 to 825 and encodes 205 amino acids.
GAUGGUGCGGGGUUGGUUGCAACUGCGCAGACGCCAAAUUUCCCCCCAAACCUAAAACGAAAAAAGUUGUGAAAAUUUGUGGCGAGCUUCCAGACAGACACCAAUUUCCAGCCAAUCGAGUCAUCGCGAAUUUCUAGUUGCCAAACAAGAAAAGUGUAGUUAACUAAGCCCACCAAAAAACCAAAGUGUGUUAAAUAAGAUAUAGAAAUGGAGCAAAUCUGGCGAAAUGUGUGCGCUCACUACGAGGUGCCCGAGGAUGUGACCAACGCUUGGUAUGCACGCAUCGAGCAGCAUCUGAGCGUCGACAGUCCGACGCGCGCUUAUCACAACUGGCAGGAGAUGAUGCAGCGUAAGCAUUCGCAUCUCUCGGACUGUUCGCCCAGCAUUGCGUUGGCCGCCUUCUUCCAGUACUAUCACUUUGAUGGCAAUCGCAGCUGUGUGGAGGAGAACUGCGAGGUUUUCGAGGAGUUUUGUCGUGAUGCCAACAUCGAGGAUGAUCAUGCCAAGUCGCUGGUUUGCAAUUUAUUGGGACGCAAGUCGCCCGACAAUGAGCUCACCUGGUCCAAUGAUGACGAGGCCAAUUUGCUGCAGGACGUCGAUCUGGUUGUCCUUGCUGCACCGCCUGAGGAGUACAAGCAUUAUACAGAGCUGUUGAGGCAUGAAUAUGCCAAUCUGGAUGAUGACACCUAUAAGAUGAUGCGCAUCAAGGUGCUGGAGACUCUAUUGAUUAUACCAUGCAUAUUCUCCACUUCGGAAUAUCAUGAGAAGUACGAGGAAUUGGCACGCACCAAUAUACGCAAUGAGAUAAGAGAGCUUAAGAAGUAAAUCAUGAUGAUAAUGGACCCAAUUCCAAUUGCAGUAAUUUGACUAGUGCUCCGUCUACUGAACUCAUAAAUGGCUAUAAUUAAUAAUCCAAACAUUUUAUAUAAGCAUUGUAAGAAACAAAACGAUUUAUAUAUGUAUAUGAUAAUGAUCUUAUGACAUUCCUAUUUUGUUGUUGUUUUGGUUUAUAAGUGAUUUCCAUCACAUACAUAAUAUAAUAUUCGUUUUGAUUCAACUGCAGAUCGAUGGACAGCUAAAUGAGUGAUAUACUACAUAGAGAUGACUUUAGCUAGCCAAAAAAAAAAAAAAAUCAAAAAACCAAUCAAAUUGCCAUCGAUCGAGAUUUAGUUAAUUGCCGUUUUUUAAUUCAAUUAAAUGUCUAGCCA